CAUUUGAUUUGAUCGGGACGCUCGAAUCUUCACCGCCGGAGCUGGAGGGGCGAGCUAUUUGUUGAACGGCCGCACAUCGACGGGCUCUCGGAAUUAAAAAUGAGGAGGAAAUGGCAUCAUCAAAGCAGGGAAGAAAGCAUCAAGCAAAGGAAGCAAUUGGGGCAUUUUGCCACAUUCUUAAUUCAAAUGUCUUCAUCACCAGGAUAACUCCUGAACAGUUUCGACAAGCAAAGUUUGAUCAACCUGAAGCUAUCUCAUCGAUGUGGACAUUACUCAAGGAACUGUUGCAGCUCAACUUCACAUCUUCAACCAUUAGCAAAUCUGCCAAGAACUUGGCAGCUAGUCAUCUUGAAAAAGCUGAUGUUCAGUCACUGCUUUACCAAAUGGGCUACAGAUGUCUUGGUUUUCAUGACGAUGGUGAUGUUGGAAGCAGAGACAUCCUCGUGGCGAUAGGAUGGCUCCUAGCAAAAUUGGACUUUGUCAAUGAACAAGCGAAAGUCAAGCUAGAAGAUGCCUCUCCGCCAAUAUCUACCUUUCACCUUGGGGCGGUUCAGAAGGCAUUGAAUUCAGGGAUCACCAAGGCAUCAAGUCAAUGGCUGAAAGACUCAGGUCCGUCAACCCCUGUAGGACAGGCCAAGUACCUGGUGUGGCUGAUGGGACGACUCAGGCUAGCUCUGAAGGCGCUGUACUGUGAACAGCAAGGUCUUUGUGCAGCGAUUCAUCACGUUCAUGAAGCUACCCAGGGAGUGAGCAUGCCUCAUCCUAGUCGUGUGAACCAUCUGACAGCAUGGGAGACCUUUAUCCUCAGGCAUCCAAAACAAUUACAACAUUACCUAAUGCACCUGGAGAAGCAGUCAUCCUUUCUACAAACAUGUGUUGUCUGGAAAGAAGCUGAACCCAUAUUUUGGCAGUGGAUGAUGAGUGUUCACGAAGCCAAGAUGUCCUCGGCUGCAGUGAACCCCAUUCCUCCAAUCUCAUCCAACAAUCAUCAUGCGCAUCAUGUGGUAGCAACAAAGGAGAGGUCUAGAAGGAUACAGCGGCUUCAUGAUCUUGAGAUUGAACUGAACAGGCAGCGUCAAGUUCUGGAGGAUGAGCUUGAAUCGAGAGGGGCUAAUGACCUCGUCAGUCAGUUAUCUGAUCAUCCCGACAUACACAAAAGAAAGGCAGACAUCGACAAUGCAGUCAGAGCCAAGCUCACCAACAGUUUUGAAGAACACCGCAAGGUGCAUACUAGGAGCUAUCCUCUACCAACAGUGCAGUUUUCCUUCAAGCCUGAACAAGCUAAGAACAGGCGCUUGAAACCCGAAGCUCUUCCUCCAAAUACACUCAACAUAAAGGAUGAGAUUACUAGAAUGUUGGAUGGUGUGAGAAGACUGCAAGAGGAGCUGGACAGUGUGAAACUCAAACAGCAGCAAAGGUUGGAUGGCUUUGCAGAAGGGCUGAUGAACGUUGUAUGUAUCCCACCUAUGUUGGAAAAGACCAGCUAUUCAUCAUCAGGAACGUGAGAACAGAUCGAUUUAGGACUGGGUCUUCACAAGAUAGAAAUGGAAUGCUUUAAAAGCAGAACUGAAUGUGAAGAUGACUGUUAUACAGUGAAAUCUGCUUUAGCAACCACCUACAUAGAAAGACUACCUGUCUAUAAAGGCCACGCUUUCUGUUUCCCUUGAAUAGUGUUUGUCAUUAGAACAUGAACUAAAGGAACCUGUACAUAAAGACCACCUGCCUGAAGAGACCUCUUUUCAUGUCUCGCAAGAGUGGUCUUCCAAGACAGGUAUCACUGUAUUAUAAAAUCAGAAACUUUUGUGACAUGAGAGAGGCCACUGCAGACUGGUUGUUUCUUUAAAGGUAAAGACCAGUUUUGGAAAUGCCCCUUUUCUCCAAAAUGAAAUGGAAGCUCUUAUUCCCAAUCAUAUGAAAGAACA
Strongylocentrotus purpuratus (purple sea urchin) is the source of this 1922-nucleotide messenger RNA. RefSeq names its product tubulin epsilon and delta complex protein 1. The record is from RefSeq and is a predicted model, not a curated record. Lineage: Eukaryota; Metazoa; Echinodermata; Echinoidea; Camarodonta; Strongylocentrotidae. The coding region runs from base 111 to 1505 and encodes 464 amino acids. The transcript is spliced from 6 exons.